Molecule: messenger RNA, 2715 nt
Organism: Triticum aestivum (bread wheat)
Lineage: Eukaryota; Viridiplantae; Streptophyta; Magnoliopsida; Poales; Poaceae
Exons: 2
Coding region: 557-2515 (652 amino acids)
Source: RefSeq, a predicted model, not a curated record
CCGGCUCUCUCCUCUGGAAGCCCCAAGGGCCAAAUUCCAUGCCCCCAUGGCGAAAAGCUCCCACCUUUUCCUCCCCACGCCUCUUUAUUUCCCACCUCCCCUCGUCUCUCCGUCUCUUCGCCCCACUGGCCUCGGCCUGCCCCUCCUCCAAGUCCACCCAUUCGCCUCGAUCGGCGCCGCCGGGUUCUCCAGCCUCCCUCCAGUCCCGCGAUCCCAGAGGACAUUUAAUUGCGUGAUAUGAAGUCUGUUUGCGGAUUCUUUUUUAUGCAUAAGCUGCAGUGCACAUGAUUUUUGCCCGUAGUGCUGCAACAUCACCGUUUCUCGUUUGGGACCAGUAAGCCUAAUGCUCAUGGACAGAGCUGAUACUUCAGGCUUUCUCGGUAGUGGCUCGCAUUGCAAGAACAUUGACGUGUACUUCCAUUUUGUGUACACUAUAUACUUUCUCGGUGGUGAAGUUGUUAAACUGGGGUUCUGAUUGGUCAGCAGAAGCUAUCGGCCACUGGGCAGCGCUCAAGUCAUUUUCUGUCCUAAUCCUACCUUAUAUAUAUUAUCUGGGAUGGACCUUACUAUGACAAAUCUUUGUGUUCGUGGGAAGGAACACAUAGCUGCUUCAUUCUCUCAAGUUGAACCCGCUGCCGCAAAUUGCAGGAGUGAAGCCCUAGAUGUAGCAUCAGUUAAAGUUGGUUGCCUCGGGAGCUCGGAAGCAGCUGAGACUUCUAGAAAAUCAUUCGAGCAGAGAAGUCGAAGUUUCCCUGUUCCUGAUGAUGACUGCAGGCUGGUCCUAGGACUUGGACCAAUGCCAAAUCUGUAUUCUGCUGACAGUCAAUCAUCUGGUGGGAACAGAGUUAAAUUAUCUGAAACUUUGUUCACUCCACAUUGUACCGCAAGUGAUUCUGGAUUAGUGUUGGCGGCUUCAAGAGGCAGCUCAAGAAAUUUGCAGUCCACGAUAGUGCCUGGCCGCAAGGAGCAUUCACAUAAAAGGAAAAAUGGUAUUGUGUUCCCACUUAUUGAUGAGGGAUCAACUUCAGCCAAAAGGAGAUCAGGUGAUUAUGAGCUGUCACCUCAGUUUGCUCCAAGAUCAGAUGUUCUUUUUAUUGAUAGAACAACGGCAGAGCCUGAUGUCCAGCAACACCUUGGAACCGGAUAUGAGGCCGAUCGUGAUUUAUCUCUUGAUCAGCACGGGGUCGAGCUUAGCCCCGAGCCUUCAGCAACAACUGGUUGUUCUUUUGCUGCAACGUCAGACACACUAGAUAGCACUGAUAACGGGGAGCAGAAAAAUCAUCAGCGCCAUCUCAAGAAGUGUAGGUUCAAUGGGUGUUCCAAGGGCGGAAGGGGUGCAUCAGGACUCUGCAUUUCCCAUGGCGGCGGUCACCGGUGCCAGAAGCCAGGUUGCAACAAAGGGGCCGAGAGCCGAACGGCGUACUGCAAAUCUCACGGAGGAGGAAAGCGGUGCCAAGAGCUAGGCUGCACCAAAAGCGCCGAGGGGAAGACAGAGUUCUGCAUCGCCCACGGCGGCGGGCACCGGUGCGGGGUUCAGGAGUGCUCCAAAGCAGCACGGGGAAGAUCAGGGCUUUGCAUAAAACACGGCGGUGGGAAGAGGUGCAUGACGGAGGGCUGCACCCGGAGCGCCGAAGGGUAUCCCGGGGUGUGCAUCGCGCACGGAGGUGGUCGCCGGUGUCAGUUCCCGGACUGCAGCAAGGGAGCACAGGGAGGCACCCUGUUCUGCAAGUCCCAUGGCGGAGGCAAACGGUGCGUAUCCGAAGGUUGCACCAAAGGGGCCGAGGGCAGCACGUUGCUGUGCAAAGGGCAUGGCGGUGGGAAGAGGUGCCUCUUCGAGGGAGACGCGGCGUGUCCUAAGAGUGUUCACGGCGGGACCAGCUUCUGCGUGGUGCACGGAGGGGGCAAGCGCUGCGCCGCGCCAGGGUGCACCAAGAGCGCCCGCGGUCGCACCGAUUGCUGCGUCAGGCAUGGCGGUGGCAAGCGCUGUAAAUCUGAUGGGUGCGACAAGAGCGCGCAGGGGAGCACCGACUUCUGCAAGGCGCACGGCGGUGGCAAGCGGUGCGCCUGGAGCGCCGGCUGUGAGAAGUUUGCCAGGGGGAGGAGCGGUCUAUGCUCUGCUCAUGGAAACCUGACGGCCUCAAAGCAGGGCCUAAGCAUGGUCGGGCCUGGCCUCUUCAGCGGGAUCGUCGUCUCUUCUUCCUCGACGGUGGGCAGCGGCAUGGACCGUGUGAUCUCUUCUUCUCUCCCCGGCGCCUCGUCAGAUUGCUGCGGCGAGUCGUUGGAACACUUGCAGAGUGGCAGGCUCAUACCGCCACAGCUGCUGGUUCCUGGCUCCCUGCAGAAACCAUCGUCUUCGUUUAACCCGGCGGGCAAUGGCCAAGAAGAAGAAGGUGGCGGUAUCCGGAACCAGAGCUUCGGGUUCGUCGUGCCGGAGGGAAGGGUGCACGGCGGAGGGCUCAUGUCGAUGCUCCGAGCAGGACACCUGGGAAGCAACAUCAACAACCCGGAAUCCUGAAAAUAGCACAUCUUCUGUGUGUGCUUUAAGGGAGCUUCAGUGUACUUGCUGUAUUAUAUGAUUCUGAGGGAGUAGUAAAUACUGUGAGCGUGUAGUCCUUGUGUACAGAGCUUCAGUGUACUUGUUCAGCUGUAUUUCAUUUGAACUGCUCCAUAAACGAAAUUGCAUUAUCAUAAACGAAAUUACAGUCGUUGAAAUUC